CCUCUCCUCUGACACCAGCACUCUGCUUUCUUUCCUCCACUGCAGUGAAACUCCACCAGGUCGUGACAGCCAUGUCGGCGGUGUGUCUGAGGCUUCUGUUGCUCCUCCCCCUGGCUUUCUGUGUCCCCUCCCCCUCCAGACCUCCAUCCAGACUCUGCAGGCGAUGCUGCGACAACCUGGAGCCGCCGGCCACCUCGACCCAGUAUCAGAUGCCCGAGGUCCACACUGUCAUCAACAUGACCAUCCUCAAAGGUGAUAAAGGAGACAGAGGCGACAAGGGCACACCUGGUAAGCCCGGUUUAGAGGGACCCUCCGGCCACCGAGGACUCGUGGGCCCUAAAGGAACCAAAGGUCAGGCCGGUUCCCCCGGAGACGCCUGCAAGACCCCCCACUCCUCCUUCUCCGUGGGCCGGCGUAAGGCUCUGCACAGCGUGGACUACUACCAGUCGCUGGUGUUCGACACGGUGUUCGUCAACCUCCAAGAGCACUUCAACAUGUUCAAGGGCAAGUUCUACUGCUACGUGCCGGGGAUCUACUUCUUCAACGUGAACAUCCACACCUGGAACUUCAAGGAGACCUACCUGCACCUGAUGCACAACGACAAGGAGCAGGUGAUCCUGUACGCCCAGCCCAGCGAGCGCUCCAUCAUGCAGAGCCAGAGCGUCAUGAUGGACCUGGCCCUGAACGACGAGGUCUGGGUCCGGCUCUACAAGAGGGAGCGGGAGAACGCCGUCUACAGCGACGACGUGGAUGUCUACAUCACCUUCAACGGGUACCUGCUGGCGCCGAGCAUCCAGUGAGGGCGGGACGGAGGAUUAUCUGGUCUUUUUGCCAAGACAGGAGAACUUAAACAGACGACGUUACAUCAGUUUGGUGCUUAUUAAAAACCCCUUAGCAGCCUGGAGAGGAACACACUGUUCUUUCUUUGAAUGAGGAACGCCCAAAAUAACCAAAAGGACCGGUUUAAAGAGGCAGGAAGCACAGCACACCAUUAGGAAGAAUGAUGCCUGACAUUGUUCCUACUUCUGUGCUCUGCUGUGUCUCAACUCCUUUCAGGGACUUUGUGUACAAACACAAGUUGUAUCAGGAAUCCUACAUCCGUGCAAUCAGUAAUGCAUUUGUGCAUAAACAGAGGGUUUCUGUCAGAUUCUAAAAUGUUCAGACGGACUGCUGUCAUUCAUUUGACGAAUGUUUCCUUGGUGCCUUUUAGUAGAACGCUUAGCUUUAAAGGGUUAGUUCACCUGAAUUACAAAAACACAUUGUCCCACUUACCCAUCAUGAUAAUAAGUAAUGACCAAUAAAGUUUGAGCAAGCUUGACCAAAAGCUUCAUGUGUUAAAGCUGCAUUCUCUCUGCUGUCCACCAGGGGGCGACUCCUCUGGUUGUAUAGAAGUCUAUGAGAAAAUGACUCUACUUCUCUCUUGAUUUAUUCCCUCAGUAAACAUUGUAAACAUGAGUUUAUGGUCUCAAUCUCUAGUUUCAAGUCUUCUUCAAUACAGCAUGAUGUUCAUUUAGUAAAUGAUGCUCCAUUUAGAGUCAAACAGACCAUAAAGCAGGG
Messenger RNA from Anoplopoma fimbria (sablefish), 1557 nucleotides. It is a transcript of the gene c1qtnf6b, whose product is annotated as C1q and TNF related 6b. The record is from RefSeq and is a predicted model, not a curated record. The transcript is spliced from 3 exons. Gene Ontology annotation, molecular function: protein binding. NCBI's taxonomy places the organism in Eukaryota, Metazoa, Chordata, Actinopteri, Perciformes, Anoplopomatidae. The coding region runs from base 72 to 800 and encodes 242 amino acids.